This is a messenger RNA of Sebastes umbrosus (honeycomb rockfish), 1403 nucleotides long. It is a transcript of the gene isl1, whose product is annotated as ISL LIM homeobox 1. Gene Ontology annotation, biological process: axonogenesis; neuron fate specification; positive regulation of transcription by RNA polymerase II. The record is from RefSeq and is a predicted model, not a curated record. The transcript has 6 exons. Lineage: Eukaryota; Metazoa; Chordata; Actinopteri; Perciformes; Sebastidae. The coding region runs from base 164 to 1264 and encodes 366 amino acids. Gene Ontology annotation, cellular component: nucleus. Gene Ontology annotation, molecular function: DNA-binding transcription factor activity, RNA polymerase II-specific; cis-regulatory region sequence-specific DNA binding.
ACACACACACACUCCCCUCUGCUCUCCGAGCCGGACCCGGACCCGGACAGCUCAGCCCGACGGCCCGGCAGGCAGCCCCGGCAGCGGAGGACUCAUCCAGGCUUCCAGGCGCCGGCCGCAGCCCGCUGUGACAGUGGACCUAAUAUCGCCUUACUUUGUGGACAUGGGAGACAUGGGGGAUCCGCCGAAAAAGAAGCGGCUGAUAUCUCUGUGCGUGGGCUGCGGGAACCAGAUCCACGACCAGUACAUCCUGCGGGUCUCCCCGGACCUGGAGUGGCACGCGGCCUGUCUCAAAUGUGCGGAGUGCAGCCAGUACCUGGACGAGUCCUGCACUUGCUUCGUCCGGGACGGAAAGACUUACUGUAAACGGGACUACAUCAGGUUGUACGGGAUUAAAUGCGCUAAAUGCAACAUCGGCUUCAGCAAGAACGACUUCGUGAUGCGCGCCCGCUCCAAGGUCUACCACAUCGAGUGUUUCCGCUGCGUGGCCUGCAGCCGGCAGCUCAUCCCGGGGGACGAGUUCGCUCUGCGGGAGGACGGGCUCUUCUGCCGGGCGGACCACGACGUGGUGGAGCGGGCCAGCCUGGGGGGACCCGGAGACCCGCUCAGUCCGCUGCACCCAGCCAGACCGCUACAGAUGGCAGCAGAACCAAUCUCGGCCCGGCAGCCCGCGCUGCGGCCUCACGUCCACAAACAGCCGGAGAAGACCACCCGGGUCCGGACGGUGCUCAACGAGAAGCAGCUGCACACGCUGCGGACCUGCUACAACGCCAACCCGAGGCCCGACGCACUCAUGAAGGAGCAGCUGGUGGAGAUGACCAGCCUCAGCCCCAGAGUGAUCCGGGUCUGGUUCCAGAACAAGCGGUGCAAGGACAAGAAGAGGAGCAUCCUGAUGAAGCAGCUGCAGCAGCAGCAGCCCAACGACAAGACGUGGAUGAUGUGUAUACUGGGUGCUGACCACGGACACGUCCUCUUACAGAACAUCCAGGGAAUGACCGGCACCCCGAUGGUGGCGGCCAGUCCGGAGCGGCACGACGGCGGCCUGCAGGCCAACCCGGUGGAGGUGCAGAGCUACCAGCCGCCCUGGAAGGUCCUCAGCGACUUCGCCCUGCAGAGCGACAUCGACCAGCCGGCCUUCCAACAACUGGUCAGUUUCUCGGAGGGAGGACCGGGCUCGAACUCGACGGGCAGCGAGGUAGCGUCCAUGUCGUCUCAGCUUCCAGACACACCGAACAGCAUGGUGUCCAGCCCCAUCGAGGCCUGAGGAGACUUCAGGAGACAAUGGAGACAAAUGGACGGACUGAACUGAAACACACAGCAAAUCCCCCGUUCAUCCCAUCCCUUUCCGACUGCACCAAAACAACCCCCCUGGUUGUAUUUUUGACACUGUGAAGACAAUCAUG